Oreochromis aureus is the source of this 1251-nucleotide messenger RNA. RefSeq names its product even-skipped homeobox 2 (gene evx2). Gene Ontology annotation, molecular function: RNA polymerase II cis-regulatory region sequence-specific DNA binding; DNA-binding transcription factor activity, RNA polymerase II-specific. The transcript has 3 exons. Gene Ontology annotation, biological process: regulation of transcription by RNA polymerase II. Gene Ontology annotation, cellular component: nucleus. NCBI's taxonomy places the organism in Eukaryota, Metazoa, Chordata, Actinopteri, Cichliformes, Cichlidae. Bases 1 to 1251 code for a protein of 416 amino acids. The record is from RefSeq and is a predicted model, not a curated record.
AUGAUGGAGAGGAUAAGAAAAGAGAUGAUAUUGAUGGAGAGAGGUCUCCACAGUCCUGUCGCCGGGAAGAGGCUCGCAGACACGCCUGGAAAUUCAGUGCUGGAGGCCCUGGAAAACUCCCAGCACGGCGGACGACUAAGCCCGAGAAUAACUUCCGCUUCCCUCCAUGGAAAUCUUGGGGACAUCCCGACGAAAAGCAAAUUUGAAAUUGACAGUCUUUUCGGUACACACCACGGCAGUGAAAAUUCUUCCUCGGCGGAAAUUUCCUCGUCAGAAAGCAGGAAGAAAAUGAGUCUUUAUUCCGAAGUUUCGCAAGAAUCAGAUAUUAACAGUGAUGUGGAAGUGGGAUGCCCUGCGCAUCGCUCCCCGAGCCAGCACAAGGAAAACAAUAAAGGUUUUUCAGACAGUAGCUCUGGAUCUUCCAACACAAGCUCAAACUCCCUCCAGAACAUGAACGGUAAUUCAACGGGGGGAUCAAACAAUUCAAAUACCGAUCAAGUCAGAAGGUAUCGGACUGCUUUCACCAGAGAACAAAUCGCAAGACUGGAAAAAGAGUUUUACAGGGAAAAUUAUGUUUCGAGACCGAGAAGAUGUGAGUUAGCGGCGACGCUAAAUUUGCCCGAAACUACAAUUAAGGUGUGGUUCCAGAACAGGCGGAUGAAGGAUAAAAGGCAGCGUUUGGCGAUGUCCUGGCCCCAUCCAGCAGACCCUAGCUUCUACACUUACAUGAUGACGCACGCGGCAGCUACAGGAAGUCUACCUUACCCUUUCCACUCGCACAUGCCUCUACAUUACUACCCGCACGUCGGUGUCACGGCAGCAGCAGCGGCCGCCGCCGCCACCGGUGCCGCCUCGUCACCUUUCGCCACUUCCAUCCGCCCCCUCGAUACCUUCCGAGCGCUCUCCCACCCAUACUCACGGCCAGAGCUCCUGUGCAGCUUCAGGCACCCGGGACUCUACCAGUCGCCUGCAGGCCUGAAUAGCUCGGCCGCUGCAUCCGCGGCGGCGGCGGCCGCUGCAGCGGCGGCUGCGGUCAGCGCUCCGUCAGCCACCGGGCCCUGUUCGUGCCUGAGCUGCCACAGCAGCCAGGCGGCAAGCGCAUUGGGCUCCAGGAGCGCCAGCGCUGACUUUACCUGCACAGCUUCCGGGCAAAGAUCCGAGAGUGGAUUUUUGCCGUAUUCUGCUGCGGUUCUAAGCAAGACUUCAGUCCCGUCACCAGACCAGCGAGAAGAAACUUCACUUAACAGAUAA